AUGCGGUGCCGGCCCUUCCAGCUGCGGAAGGCGCUGCUGAGCCGGAGGAGGUCCCGGCUGGUGCUGGCCUUCGGGGUGCUGGCGCUGGGCCUCUGGGCCGCUUACCUGGAGCUGGUGGCCCUGGCCGAGGCAGGAGGACACCCCCUCAGCCGCAGAUAUGAAAGCUGGAAUGAAUUGGCUAAAGCUCUGGGAAAGCAAGACACUCCUAUAGUCGAUUCAGUCAUUCAUGUUUAUCAGCCUCAGAGGCCAGAGCAUCAGUUCCAAGGUCAAGCCAAUCUCCAUGUCUUUGAGGACUGGUGUGGUGGCUCUAUAGAACAGCUGAGGAGGAAUCUCCACUUCCCAUUGUAUCCUCAUACACGGACCACUUUGAAAAAACUGGCAGCAUCUCCACAUUGGAAAAACUAUGGAUUGCGUAUAUUUGGCUAUCUGCAUCCAUUCAGUGAUGGUGAGUUUCAAUUUGCCAUCGCUGCUGAUGACAAUGCAGAAUUUUGGCUGAGUCCAAGUGAGAACAUCUCAGAACUGCAGCUGUUGGCCAGUGUAGGCAAGACUGGGAAGGAGUGGACAGCACCUGGGGAGUUUGGAAAAUUCAAGACCCAAAUGUCAAAGCCGGUGAAAUUGUCAUCCACAAAUAAGUACUACUUUGAGGUAUUACACAAGCAAGAUGACAAAGGAACAGACCAUGUGGAAGUGGCAUGGAAGUUGAAUCACCCAGAAACCACGUUCACAAUUAUCGACUCUCAGUUCCUCUCCCUUUAUAUUAAUGAAACUCUUUUGAAAAUGGAUAAGGUUGACCACAUUCCACAGACACUGGCUACUCAUAAAAGUCGGAUUCCUCCCAAUCAGGCCGCAAUGGAGCAUCCAGCAGACAUGCUAAAACCUGAUCCCCGAGACACCAUUUAUACAAUGCCUAUCAUAAGAAAGUCACAGAUUCGCAAGAUCCUUCCAGACUGCCACUACAAACCAAGCUACUUGGUCAAGGGACUUCCAUUAAGCCGAUACCAGGGACUCCAGUUUGUUCACUUAUCCUUUGUAUAUCCCAAUGACUAUACUCGGCUGACCCAUAUGGAGACACAAAACAAGUGCUUUUACCAGGAAAAUGCCUAUUAUCUAGAAAGAUUUGGAUUCUCCAAGUACAUGAAAAUGGACCAAUCAGAGGGCAGAAACCUAGAUUCUGAGGAGAUAGUAAAAUUGCCAGGCUAUGAAGAAGGAAAUCUUGAUGAUGCUCAAUAUGUUGACUCAGAAAAGGAAGAUACAAUUUCUCCAUUAAAUCCUACUACACCAAAGUCUGAACAGGGGCCUCUUCUGACCACGGGGUAUGCCAAUGUUUAUGAUUAUUCCCCACAAAAGCAUCGAAAUCUCUUAGCAAUACCUGGAAGAAUUACACAGAGCAAAGAAAAUAAGAAACAGAAAAUAGCUUCAGUCAGUCAGAAUGACAGUAAAGCCAACACAGGAGGAAUUUCACCAAUGAGGAAGCCUCCUUUGAAAGAAAGAAUCAAAGUAAACUCCAGAAACUCUUCUAAUCAUGACAGGACUGUCCAUGAGUUAUCAACUACCAAGAGGAAAGUGGGAGAUGAGGGCUUCCAGGUUAAUAAAAAGUCCAAAGUGGCAAGAGAACAAUACGCCAGGCACAGGGAAACAGUUGAAAGGAUCACAAGAGAACCUAGUCCAGUUCAGUUAGGUUUUAGUAUAAACAGAAACAAGAACCUAUCCUUAGACACCACAAAAACAAGAAGGCAUGUCCAAAUAUUGGAGAAAAGAACUGAAAAGGCAACCCUUCAAGAAAAACCUGUUCAUGAAGACCAAUGGCUUAAUCAAGUGGAUUCAUAUAUAGCCAAGCAUAAGGCAGCAGAUGCUGCAAAUGUCAUUUUAGGAAGGGUCAAUCUGGAUUCCCACCACACUUUCCCUGUCAGGACUGAUUCUGCCCAGCCAACAGUGCAAGAGAAGAAGGAUGGAGGGCAAGUAGUGGUUCUGGAAGAAGAGGAAGAAAAAGCUGAUGAGGAGGAAGAAAGCUUUGAAUACAUGCCUGUGUUUGACCAGGUAGUGAACUGGGAACAGACUUUCCAGGCAAACAACUUGGACUUCCAAAUGCUGCGAACAGAUUGGAUUGAUUUAAACUGCAACACUUCAGGGAACCUCCUCUUGAAAGAGAAGGAAGCCUUAGAGGUCACUCAAGCCUUCCUAAAGAAGCUCAACCAGAAGAACAAAGGGCGAUUCCAGCUGCAGCGCAUUGUGAAUAUAGAGAAGCGGCAGGACCACAUAAGGGGCAGCCGAUACCUUCUUGAGCUGGAGCUGGUGGAGCAGGGAAAGCGCACUGUCCGAUUCUCAGAAUACAUCUUUGCACGGGACUGGCAUGGUGGUAGCAGCAAUGAGGAAGAGAUUAUGAGGAACCUAGCAUGGGGCCGCCGGCGUCACCUCAUGGCUACUAUGGAUGAGCCAGCUCUUUGCUGGCCUUCAGGCUUUUCCUGGAAUCAUCGUGCUGUUGUCCACUUCAUAGUGCCAGUGAAAAACCAAGCGCGCUGGGUGAUGCAGUUUAUUUCUGAUAUGGAAGAGCUAUUGAAGGUUACUAAGGACCGCUACUUCAAUGUUAUCAUCACAGACUACAGUAGUGAUGACAUGGAUGUAGAACAGGCUCUGAAAAGGUCCACCUUGCGCAGAUACCAGUACUUGCGGCUGACAGGAAAUUUUGAGCGCUCCGCAGGCCUGCAGGCUGGGAUAGACUUAGUGAAGGAUUCCCACAGCAUCAUUUUCCUGUGUGAUCUACACAUCAGAUUUCCAGCAGGGAUCAUUGACUCCAUUCGGAAGCACUGUGUAGAAGGGAAAAUGGCAUUUGCCCCCAUGGUUAUGAGGCUGCAUUGUGGUGCAUCCCCACAACAGCCUGAUGGCUACUGGGAAGUGAAUGGCUUUGGUCUCCUAGGAAUAUACAAGUCUGAUCUGAUUCGUAUUGGAGGAAUGAACACCAAAGAGUUCCGGGAUAAAUGGGGAGGAGAGGACUGGGAACUCUUGGACAGAAUCUUUCAGGCUGGUCUGGAGGUGGAACGGCUCUCUCUCAGGAAUUUCUUCCACCACUUUCACUCCAAGCGGGGCAUGUGGAACCACUCCAAAUGGGGCAUGUGGAACCGACGUCCAUUGAAGGUGUGAGGAACAUUUGCACUCCUGAAUCCCAGCAGGCACUUUAUCCAGGCCUGCCACCAAGCAGAAAACAUCCCUCUGUCCUGCAGAAAUCAUAGCACGAGUUAAGAUGUUCACAUAUAAAUGUUUGCAUGUAACGAAAAAAGAUGUUGAAGUGUGGAAUGGAGAACUUUUUCUGUAAGGGAGGGGACAGACUCAGGAAGAAGGUGCCUUACCUCUAGCAUCUUUUAUUCAGCAAAGUGACCUUUGAAAGUGUGAAUAUACUUUUGCACCAACACCAGCACACCACAGCAGUGCUUCUAGGAAGCAGGAAGCCUGCUAUAUAGAUUCUUCCCUAGCCAAGCACAAAAGCCUUUUUUUAAAAAACAAACGAACAGUGCCUUCCUAUUUCUUUAAAAAAAAUUACAUGAUGCUUUAAAUUAUUAAAAAGAAAAUGCAGAAAUAAUGCCAUGGAUCUUACAUGCAACUGAACUAUUUCUUAAAUUCUUUGGCAUCCAUUAUGUGGAAGGGCAGUUUUUCUGCCAACAGAAGUCAGAGUAGUCCGGUGAAUGGGUACAAAUGAAAAUGUGCCAGAACUGGAGUGACUUGCCCAACAUGGUAGGAGGAGAAUUAUACAUUCAUAUCAAGUAUAGAUUAUCUUCUUUUGAACAUACUUGAACAGCAACAACGAAAAUUCCGAAAUCCAUGCCUUUGGACCAAAUGUGAGCUGUGUCUGCAUACCUGCACAUCUAUCCAUUGAGGAGAUACAGAGGAGUUAAUGGGUUCCUUUCUUUACUUCAAGCCAAUUAUGCCUUGCUCAGGUACAGCAAAAGGAACGUGGGCCUUAUAUUGAAACUGAAUUAAAUUUCUUUUUCCAGGAUUAUUCAGCUGUCCAUUUGACUGAGUUACGGUCAAGGGGUUGAAACCAAACCAGGACCUGAAUUAGAUGUUGACACAGAAUUGUGUUGAUCCUAGCAGUCAUAUGAAAUGUCAGGAAUAAACUCUUGUAGAAUAUGGCCACAGAGCCUGAAAAACCCACAAAAAAAAACCUAUGGAUGCCGGCCAUGAAAGCCUUCGACUUCACAAGUCAUAUGAAAUGUUGAGUAUGGAACAUAAGGAACUGGACAUAUGGACAUGAGACCAAUUCCUCUUUCUUCAAGCCUAACACUAGGUAGAUUCACUGUCCUAGCAUGUUUACUCAAAAGUCAGCCCCAUGGGAUUCAAUGGCUUUCAUAUGCUUUUUCUAUUUAUUGUGCAAUUCUAAUGUUGGCUGGUUUGCAUUUUUAUUGCAAGGUGCUGUAAGCCAUUCUAGGAAAAAUAAUUUUGAAGGACAGGAUAUAAUAUUGUUUUGUAAAAUAAUAGAAAUUUAAGUUACAGUUUAUUACAUCCAGGUAUUGAUUGUGUAUGAAGAAUACUGUAGGUGUGCUUGCAUCUGUGUAAGAAAAGGAGACAGAGAGAGAGAGAGAGAGGUGUAAGCUCCUCCGUAAGAAAAGGAAUUGAGGCUAGUUUGGUAUAGUGGUUUGAGUGUUGGACUAGGACUCCAUGAAACUAGGGUUCAAACAUUCCCUUGGCUCUAGAAACCCACUGGGUGGCCUUGGGCAAGUCACAUUCUCUCAGCUUCAGAGGAAAUGGCAAAUGGCAAACCCUCUCUGGACAAGUCUUGUGAUGAAAACCCCAUUUUGUUUGGGGCAGCAUAAGUCAGAAAUUACUUGAAGGCAUAAAACAGCAACAAGAAGAUGCAAACCUAUUGCUUAUCUGCAUUGCAAUUUUAGAAGGACCAGCAAAGCAGCUUUCUUUUGUGCUAGUAGAUGCAAGAUUUGAGCAUGACAUACUCAGGAAAUAAGCCUUUCAAUUAGUUGUAGUAGCAGAUUGGUAGAAGCUGUUUAGUUGAGUUUUACAUCUGUAUGUGGGGGGUGGGGCUUGCCCAUAAGUCUCUAUUUUUUUCCUAAAUUGAGUUUUGAACAGUGCCAGACUAUAAUAUGCUGUUCAGGAAUCUGCUAACUUACUCUCUUACCCAGUGAUGAUCAUAGCUGAUAACCCCAAAUCUUUCUAUACUUGUAAAGACCUCUUUACAGUGUAUUUGGUGCCAGGAAACACGGCAUAGGAACAAGGGAGGCCUUAUUAGAAAAUCUGAAUCCUGGCUAUAUGAGAGCUGAAGGCACAAUGAUGUCAGCUUUGAUUCAGCUUAUUUGCACUCUGCGUAAGACUGGUGUUGUGACCAUGGAAAUGUUGAGCGCUUGGCAGUAUGAAAAUGUUCCAAAUGUUCAAGAGUUGAGGCACAACUUAAAUAAGUUUUACAAAAAGGGAAUCCUGAUAAUAGUUGUGUAUAAAGAACCAGCUCUUGUUGACAAUUCAGUCCUGGAUUAAUUAUCUUCCUGUCCUGAUUGAUUCAUGUAAAUAUGAGUAUUGUAGAGUGGUGUGAGAAAGAUUUCAGUCUCAAAGGGCUACAAUCCAGCUGCUUAGACAUCCAGGCACAGGGAGACAGUUUCAGAGAAGUUCAAUUAUUUUAUCCCAGGAAGGACAGUGCUUGGGGCACAGAGUAGUUCUCAUAAUUAAGGCCAGUUGCAGCAGCUUUUAUGUGCCAGCUCUUAUGCACCCCAAGAUGGCAUUUGGAGUUCAGAAAUGGAUCUUCAGAAAUUUGUCUGUGUAAGAUGCUGCGGACAAAGGGAUCCCAUCCUCACUUCCCUUUACCAAUCACCACCAGCAUAUUCAUAAGGCUGGCUUUUCAAGUUGUCUAGCUCACCUGCAUUGCUGUGUAAUAUAUAUAUGUGUGUGGAGGACUUGACAGUGUAGUUCAGAAGUGUGAAAAAUGGAUAAAAUAAGCUCUGCUCCCUUCUGAAACCAACCAAGAGUUAGAACAUUUCUUUCAUACCAGAAGGAAUGUUUUGGUUGCCUCAAUUUUGAUACAUGCUGCUCAGUUCUAAAUGUAGGAAGUCAACAGCUGAUGCAUUUGCUGUUUCCUCUCUUGAGGAAAAACAUAUGCUAGUUGUAUCUUGUUAAUUUAUUUAAAGAUUAUGAUUGACAUCUUGUUGGUUAAUCCCAACUACAGUAGAAAUGUUCAAUCUGUUGUUGAAUGGUGAGUCACCAUGUAGGUAAAUUCCAUUGAUUCAGUGGGUCUACAGUAGUCAGAACUAAUAGGAUUUAGGCCAUAUUCAUCUAUAUUAGACCAUUCUGUCCUAGAAAUUAGUUUUUAAAUGGACAAGACUUCUGGAUUUUGUUUUGCACUGAACUUUAUGUUCAACACCAUACUUUAUGUUUAAGAUUACAGGGACAGAUACAGUGACUUGAUAAUUCCAACCUUUUAGGAAGAUAAAUAUAUCAAGGAAACAUAUUCAUGGGUAGACAUGUUGGCCAUAAAGUAAAAUAAAAUGGAUUUUUAUUUUGCCUGUAUCAAGUCAGACCAUUGGUUGGUCUAGCCGAGCAACCCAUGUAAUCCUACAGAUGUUGCUAUAGUCCAACCCCCAGUUUUCCUCACCAUUUACUAUGCUGACUUAGGUUACUGGGAGAUGCAGUCCAACAACACCCAAAGAGCUAUGUGAUUCCCAACUCUGGCCUAGACUAGUAUUGCCAAUUUUAGCUGUCUGUAUCUCUCUGAGAUUUGUGAUAGGGCUCCUUCCUGCUUGGACAUCCAUAUUAUUCAUCAAAGUACUAGAAUCAUAGAAUCAUAAAGUUGGAAGAGACUACAAGGGCCAUCCAGUCCAA
Sceloporus undulatus (fence lizard) is the source of this 6810-nucleotide messenger RNA. It is a transcript of the gene B4GALNT3, whose product is annotated as beta-1,4-N-acetyl-galactosaminyltransferase 3. The transcript is spliced from 19 exons. Bases 1 to 3138 code for a protein of 1045 amino acids. The record is from RefSeq and is a predicted model, not a curated record. Gene Ontology annotation, cellular component: Golgi cisterna membrane. NCBI's taxonomy places the organism in Eukaryota, Metazoa, Chordata, Lepidosauria, Squamata, Phrynosomatidae. Gene Ontology annotation, molecular function: acetylgalactosaminyltransferase activity.